CACACAUCUAAUCGUAACUCUAAUGAUGCUCUUAAGACCAUUAACUAAACACACAUCCCUCAUCUUCUGCUAACUAAAGUCAAAUCCCUUGUCGUUAGCACUGUUUUUGUUUUUGUUCUUCUUUUCUUUUCUUUUUUAUUCAGUAACACAAACGCACCCACUAUCACCUGAAACUUGCUGUUCCUGAACCCUCUCUCAUUUUCUUCUCUCGCAACCACCACCACCAACACACACAAACAUAAGAGAAUUGAGGGAAAAAGAAGAAGAAGAAGAACAAAUAAAAAAAAAAAGAGAGAAAAACUUUUGUUCUCUUUUCGAUGGACCCGAAGUUCAUCGGAAAGCCGCCGGCGACGGUGGACAUAGAGCGGAUGCCGGAGCGUGGGUCCCACCACCGGAGGUCUCACUCCGACACCUCCUUUCGCUUCGCCGCCAACUUCGACGACCUUCUCCUCUUCGACACUUCCGACCUCGACAUCUCCAACCUCCCUUCACCGCUCCCGUCCGCCGGCGGAGGCGGCGGAGUUCCGAUGUCCGUUGAUUCGGACGAGUCCGGUGGGAGGCCUAGGCCGUCGGGUCCCCCCAUCGGCCACCUCCGGAGCUUGUCAGUGGACUCCGACUUCUUCGAUGGACUCGGAUUCGCCGGCGCCGGCGACGAGAAACUUAGCGGGAAGGGCUCCGGCGAGAGGAGGGUGGGUCAUCAUCGGCAUAGCAAUUCGAUGGAUGGGUCUUUGACGUCGUCGUUUGAGGCUGACUCGUCCAUGGUGAUGGCGAUGGUGGACGGUGUGAAGAAAGCUAUGGCCCCUGAGAAACUCGCUGAGCUUUCUCUUAUUGAUCCCAAGAGAGCUAAAAGGAUUCUUGCUAAUAGGCAAUCUGCUGCAAGAUCAAAGGAGAGGAAAGUUCGUUAUACAAAUGAGUUGGAGAGGAAGGUGCAGACUCUUCAGACUGAAGCAACUAAUCUCUCUGCACAGCUUACCAUUCUUCAGAGAGAUACUACAGAGUUGACCACUGAGAAUAAGGAGCUCAAAAUGCGGUUAGAGGCUUUGAAACAAGAAGCACAGCUUAGAGAAGAUCUCAAUGAGGCAUUGAGGGAAGAAAUUCAGCGCCUUAGGGCACAAAAUAGUCAUUUGGGUGCUAUAACUGGUGAUCCUUCUUUUGGUGGGGUGUUCUCCCAGUUGGCCUCCCAGUUUGCCAUGCAACGUUUGACUAAUCCUCCGCCCCAGCAGGCACAACAGCAGCCACAGCAUGGCCAGCCUCCUCCUCCUUCUGAUCACCCUUUCAAUGGGCCGCGCCACCCUAACUUCAUGGACUUCAAUCAACAGAAGUAACUCAUAAUAGCAGCAGUAAAUGAUUGGUUACAGGGAAUAUACAUAUCAUAAGUAACACCUUGUACAUAUAUGUAUGUAAGGUGAGGCUUGUGAUGGUAUCAUUGUGCAGUUCAGGGUCCGUAGUGCUGUGUUGUUUUUUAUCUUCUUCAGUUAUGGGAUAGUAUCGUAUCCUAUUAUGUACUUUCUGCAAUUCUAGCUUAUAAGCACAGCCUUUGAAAUAUAUGUAUUACAGUUCUUGGGUUGAAUCACAGUUAACAUGUAGAAGGACAAGUUGAUAAUAGAUGCUGAAUGAAGUUUAUUAAGCAGUUUCUUGAAUUACAAA
This is a messenger RNA of Gastrolobium bilobum, 1647 nucleotides long. RefSeq names its product transcription factor VIP1-like. Gene Ontology annotation, cellular component: nucleus. Lineage: Eukaryota; Viridiplantae; Streptophyta; Magnoliopsida; Fabales; Fabaceae. Bases 318 to 1325 code for a protein of 335 amino acids. The record is from RefSeq and is a predicted model, not a curated record. The transcript has 4 exons. Gene Ontology annotation, molecular function: DNA-binding transcription factor activity. Gene Ontology annotation, biological process: regulation of DNA-templated transcription.